CGGACAGCAACGCUAACGAAGAAGUCUCGCCCAGAGAUUUUCGAUUUAAACAAAUAAUUGUAAAAUAAACAUUUUGACAAAAUGAUGAACGCCGUGACCCGUGCUUAUGUGCGUGCGAGUGGCCUUAAGGCCACCGGAGCUGCUGUCAACGCAGUGGCUGCGCGCCAGGCUCACACCGAUCUGCAGGUGCCUGACUUCUCGCCAUACCGUCGCGACUCUGUCAAGGAUGCGCGUCGCCGCAACGAGACCGCAGAGGAACGCAAAGCGUUCUCUUAUAUGCUAGUCGGUGCUGGUGCCGUGGGCGCCGCCUAUGCCGCCAAGGGUCUGGUCAACACCUUUGUGGGAUCCAUGAGUGCUUCGGCCGAUGUGCUGGCCAUGGCUAAGAUCGAAAUUAAAUUGGCCGAUAUUGCCGAGGGCAAGUCUGUCACAUUCAAGUGGCGCGGCAAGCCGCUGUUUAUCCGCCACCGCACUCCGGCUGAGAUUGAAACGGAAAGGAAUGUGCCCACAUCAGCUCUACGCGAUCCAGAAACAGACGACCAACGUGUCAUCAAGCCCCAAUGGUUGGUGGUCAUUGGUGUGUGCACACAUUUGGGUUGCGUGCCCAUUGCGAAUUCCGGUGACUUUGGUGGCUACUAUUGCCCUUGCCAUGGCUCCCACUACGACGCCUCUGGACGUAUUCGCAAGGGCCCGGCGCCACUUAACCUGGAAGUGCCCACUCACGUAUUCCCCGAUGAGGGCACCUUGAUUGUUGGCUAAAGUGCGUGCGGGUUUUUAAAAAGGACGGGCGAUGGAACAGUGUGUUGUUAACGUUUAAGCCGCAAACUAAUGGAUUAAUGUAUAUUAAUAAAUACCACAAAGAAAACAGCAUAUUCGUAUACA
Scaptodrosophila lebanonensis is the source of this 879-nucleotide messenger RNA. It is a transcript of the gene RFeSP, whose product is annotated as cytochrome b-c1 complex subunit Rieske, mitochondrial. The record is from RefSeq and is a predicted model, not a curated record. Gene Ontology annotation, biological process: mitochondrial electron transport, ubiquinol to cytochrome c. Gene Ontology annotation, cellular component: membrane. The coding region runs from base 82 to 756 and encodes 224 amino acids. Gene Ontology annotation, molecular function: 2 iron, 2 sulfur cluster binding; quinol-cytochrome-c reductase activity. The transcript has 3 exons. Lineage: Eukaryota; Metazoa; Arthropoda; Insecta; Diptera; Drosophilidae.